AUGGUUGCGCUGCUGCUGCUGGCGCUGAGUCACCAGCUCAGCGCGCUCGUGCAGCUGUCUGCCCAGGAAGCUGGCGUGCAGCUGCUCGACGGCUUCCACGGAAGCGGCCACUCAAUUGGGCUCGGCGGCCACGGCGGAUUCGGGCUCAGCGGCGGCGGCGGUGACGGCGGCGCGAGCGGACGGCAAUCGCCAGCCGCGGCUUUGGGCUCCCGGGCGGUCUCACGUGCGAGGAGCGCCCCUGUCAUCAGCCUGGGCGGCGCCAACCUGGCGCCGCCGGCGGCGACGUCCUUCCCGCGCUCGCUCGACGCCGUGCUCGGCGACCGCCGCGUCUGGCUGGGCGCCGCGGCGCUGCUCGCGCUCCUGCUGUCAGCGGAGCGGCUGGCAGACGGUGGCGGGCACCACGACGACGAGGACAGCAGCGGCGCGGACGCAGACAACGCGCUACUGCUGCGGCUCCUGCGGCGCGCCGUGCGCUUCGCGCUCGCCGCCUGCGGGCUGUCGCGCCUCGCGCCGCGCCCGCCGGCGGCGGGGGUGGCGUUUUUGGCACUGGCGGCGGUGACGUUGCUUAUGAUCAACGCACAGCUGGCGGUAUUGCUCAAGUGCCUCUGCGGCGGCUGGGCCGCGGUCGUGCUGCGCGUUGGGCGCUCUGCGUUUGGGGCGAGCGGCGUCGCGUCCGGCAGUGGCGGCGACAGCAGCGGCAGAGGUACUGCGGACGCCGCAGGGAGCGCGACGGCGCGCGUGGGGAACGGCCGCGGCGAGGGAUCUGCAGAGGAGGACGGCUGCGGCCCCUGCGACGACGCGUGCCCGACGGGCCUGUUUUCGGCGCCGACCGCGGUGCUCGGGGCGUGCGUCGCGGGGCCGCCCGGCGGGAAGCUGCCGCUCGGCUGCGGAGCCGCGGGCGCGGGGGGCUGCCUGCCGGAGCCGCCGGCCGGGCUGCCGCACGAGUGCGACUCGCGCUGUGGCGGCGGCGUGGGCGUCCCGCUUCUGCGGCUGCUGCUUGGGGCGAUCCAACUCGCGGUCGCAGCAGCGAUGUGCAUGCCGCACCCCGCG
Molecule: messenger RNA, 1050 nt
Organism: Monoraphidium neglectum
Lineage: Eukaryota; Viridiplantae; Chlorophyta; Chlorophyceae; Sphaeropleales; Selenastraceae
Exons: 2
Source: RefSeq, a predicted model, not a curated record